This is a messenger RNA of Aspergillus homomorphus CBS 101889, 1278 nucleotides long. Its product is annotated as phosphotransferase enzyme family protein. The transcript is spliced from 4 exons. The record is from RefSeq and is a predicted model, not a curated record. The coding region runs from base 1 to 1278 and encodes 425 amino acids. Gene Ontology annotation, cellular component: mitochondrion. Lineage: Eukaryota; Fungi; Ascomycota; Eurotiomycetes; Eurotiales; Aspergillaceae.
AUGGAUGACGGUUUUGACGUGAUUGUCAAAAUCCCAUACCACAUUACAGGGCCUAAGCACUACGCGACGGCCAGCAAAGCUGCCACUCUAACGUACCUCAACACCAAGGAUAUCCCUGUACCCAAGGUGUAUAGGUAUUCUUCUUCAGACAACAAUCCGGCCGGGGUAGAAUAUAUCGUCCUGGAAAAGGCUGCAGGUGUCGGGUUAGAAACUAAGUGGCUUACCAUGAGUAAGCGGGAAAGACACACUCUCGCCUUGAGUGCAGUGGAAGUCGAGAAAAAAUUCUUUGAUAUCCCCUUCCGAGCUAUCAGAAGUAUUUACUUCAAGCAAGACGUUCCGUCUGGCCUCCAAACAACAUUGUAUAAACCUGAUGUUAAGUCGGAUCGUGACUCAGAAAUCUUCUGCAUUGGCCCGACUGCUGACUAUAGAUUCUGGUAUGGCAAAAGAGCUGAGCUAGAUCUCCAUAAGCUUGAUUUUCCGCAUAAUGGUGUGUGUCCGGGCGAAAAGUCCCCAGCCGACUACCUCAGUCUUCUGGAGAAGUACCUCGCACUGCCCACUCUUCGUCACCCAGACUUGAACCCGAACAAUAUCUUCAUUUCACCUGAUACCGGAGCUGUAACCUGUAUCAUUGACUGGCAGUAUACGACGAUUGAGCCACGUCUGCUAGCUGCGGGCUAUCCGCGUGCCUUCGAGAACCCCGACCCCGAGCAAUCUCCCACUCUCGAAGGACCGUCGCUUCCACUAGACAACGAAGCCCUGUCCCCCGAGGAGAAAGCCGAAGCCGAAGAGCCUUAUCGCCGGCGUCUUCUCUUCUACUACUACCGGAUCUUCAAUGGCCACUCGAACAAGCCGCAUAUUGAAGCUCUACGCGACCCCAUCCUUCUUCCUCGCCAGCACCUCGUUGGCCGGGCCGGCAGACAAUGGAAUGGGAAUCUCAUCAUUCUGAAAGAGGCAUUGCUCCGUAUGACUGAGUAUUGGCCUCACUUACCUGACACCAAAGGUGUAUCGUGUCCGGUGCACUUCACCGAUACUGAAGUGGCUGAGUUCGGUGAGCAGGAGCAGUUGUGGUUUCAGCUGAAUAGCCCGGUGAACCAUUGGAGGGAUCAAGUCGGUGGGGUCAGUGAAGAUGGCUGGAUCAGUAAUGAUCGUUACGAUGACACCGUCCGGAAAAUAGCCGAGCUGAAAAGCUCUCUGUUGGCUACUGCAGAAGGAGAUGAGGAGGAUAUUCGGUUUUUGGAGAAGGGAUGGCUGUUUAGGGAUCGUCCGGAGAUCUAUUGA